AUGCCUUCACUCUCUGAGGUGGAUAGUAACACGCAAAAAUGGAAAAGCGCGAGAAAGGCUACCUUUUUAUCUUUUCAAGAAUACAAGAACACUAUUAAUCUUGGCCUUGAAACGAAUGAUCCCUCGCCUAGUGUCAGGCCUGCUAGAUUCUUCCAAGCCCAAAGAACGAAUCCAAUUCUUAAUGGUCGACCGCUUAAUAACAAUGAUAUUAUUUCUGCAGCAACAGAUAGCUAUGACAAUGAAGAUGAGCGUAUGAUUAAAACGAGAGAUGUAUUGUCAAAAAAAUUAGGCACCAUAUCGGUGAUUGAGUACGGGAUAAAUAAUUGCAAGGACAAUGGGGUGAUCACGGCAAAAGCAGGUAUCUACACCACUUAUGUGGUAUUAUUGGAAGGAAAAAGUGAGAUUGGAUCGGAUAACGCUGAUCCCAGCAUUCAAGGAGCAAUUACUGUGCAAAUUCAUAUACUUAUGUGGCAAUUGAUACCUUCCAUUCAGGUUGACAAAAUUCAAGAAUGCUGUUACGCUCCAUCUUUCAUUGUUGCUAUUGCCGGUCCGUGGGUUUGUGUUCUCGGCGCUGUCUUCCUUAGCAGGGUAAUGGUCCAGCUAAUGACAGACUCCAUUCCACUUACGGUCAACCUACGAAAUAAUAAUCAAGUAAAACGGAUUGCUCGUCUUUUUAAAGCAUUACGAAUUGCUUUUAUACAUCUCAGCAACUUUUACAAUAAUUUGGACUUAACUUCAUCGAAUCAGCCGUAUUUUCCUAUCUUCGACAUUUUCAUUAUAAAAACAAUAUCACUAAGUUUAUCUAUGGAAAGCUAA
This is a messenger RNA of Ambispora gerdemannii, 816 nucleotides long. The record is from the annotation of a GenBank genome assembly. NCBI's taxonomy places the organism in Eukaryota, Fungi, Glomeromycota, Glomeromycetes, Archaeosporales, Ambisporaceae.